Molecule: messenger RNA, 655 nt
Organism: Rubroshorea leprosula
Lineage: Eukaryota; Viridiplantae; Streptophyta; Magnoliopsida; Malvales; Dipterocarpaceae
Source: the annotation of a GenBank genome assembly
CCCCGGAGCACAAAAAACAUCAUCAUGGAACCACCUUCCGCCUCCAGCAACCUAUUAUACAGCGCCUUAGUCGUUUUGUUUUUUGUAGUGGUCAUCGUGUUUGCUCUCCAUCUCUACGCCCGCUGGUUCACCCUCCGCGCGCGCCGCCGUCAGUUGCUAGCCCGCGUUCGUGGCGUUGGUCGGACACGCGUCGUUUUCAAUGUAGAUUCGGAUUAUAACCCAGCCACCACCGUUUCGCGUGGUCUCGAGGCUCGUGUCCUCAGGUCUCUCCCCCUUUUCACGUACUCCGCCGAAACCCACCCCGAUUCUGUCAUGGAGUGCGUCGUUUGCUUGUCGGAGUUUGAAGAAAACGAAUCGGGUCGGAUUCUGCCCAAGUGUAAACACAGUUUCCACACAGAGUGUAGUGACAUGUGGUUCUACUCUCACUCCACUUGUCCUCUCUGCCGGACCCCGGUUGAGGAAUACAAGCCAACGCCGACGAACCCAGGUGAUGUAGCUUUGACCAUACACGAACCAAGAGGACUAUAGUCGGGAUCGGUCUCGGGUUCAGGGUUCAGGGUUGUGUGCGACGUGUGAACAGAUAGGUACGUCGUCGUUUGGGGGACGGAUGAAGCUGUCAUUGGAAGUUCCGAGAAGGAAAGGCGAAUGGUUUGAA